Molecule: messenger RNA, 1181 nt
Organism: Prorocentrum cordatum
Lineage: Eukaryota; Dinophyceae; Prorocentrales; Prorocentraceae
Source: the annotation of a GenBank genome assembly
GGUGAAGAAACUGCAUAACAGUGUGAGCAUGCAGGCCAUGACCUGGUUUCCACCUGGUGCACGGGACCUGGUGACGCAGCUUUUAGAAACCAGGCCCGAGGACCGCCCCACUGCGGGGCAGUGCCUGCGGCACCCGUGGCUGCAGCGGCCCAGGGACGCCAAGUCCCUGAAGGUCUGGCCGAGGACCCCCUUCAGCUCCUGCACGCUGGAGAACCUCGGAGAAACCACGAGCAGGCGGCUCCUCUCCGGGGGACGCUCGGCGGGCGCGGGCUGCGCGGGGGGGCGCUGGGGCGCUCCUCUCCUGCAGACGUCCACGGCCUGCCGACGGACUCGGCUCGACCAGAAGACGGACGACACCACGCCACCCACUCAGAGGAUGGAAAGGGUACCCAUACCGCCACCCUGCCUCCGUUUUCCCCUUUGGGGGGCCUCCUGGGCGGCCUUCGUCGCCACCGCUGGAUUCGCCUCGAAAUUCUGGUCAGAACGCACCCCAGGAGAGGUCCAGGGAGUAGCGGUAUCGGUACCUGGUGGGUUUCCCACCUACGGCCCUCCAUGUUGCGCUUUGGCCACUCGGGCGCCGUAGCGUACACCACGCAAACAGCCACGCCAGAUCUCUCGGUAUACGCUAAGCCCCGUGGGCCCAUAGGUGGUGUGGUGCCGCUUGUUUUGUGGUCAAUCGGCCAGAUGUUCUGCAGCCAUCUGUCAGUAAGCAGAACACAGCCCCUAACCCUAAUAGCAUAAUGAAUCGUCUGAGACGUCUGCACGUGGGUGGUUUCGUCUGACACGUCUGCAGAAAAAGGCCCCCUGUGCCUGAUGCCCUUGUCCCUCCCGACUCCGGUCCCCUCCCAAUGGAGUGGGGGUCCUUGGUGUUGCUGCUCCUUCUGCACACAGUCAAGACGUUGAGCCAAGAACCACUUAGGCUUCAGGAGGGGAGGCCUCUCCGUCGCCGAUGCGUCCUCGAGGUGGCAGCCAGCCUCGAGGUGGCAGCCAGCUUCGAUGGCCCUAGCAAGAGUCCAAGGGGCCUGACAGGCGAACCCUCUGAUACAACCCGUUUCCCACGCAGAGAAUUUCGAGGAAGACAUGGCGGCGAGGUGCACGUCCAGGCACGCCCUAGACCCCAAACCAAGAGACUCCCCGAACUUACGUUCAUGACACCUAAGGACAGCAACUUUAAACGGAGA